Messenger RNA from Clarias gariepinus (North African catfish), 3094 nucleotides. RefSeq names its product AT-rich interaction domain 6 (gene arid6). Gene Ontology annotation, biological process: regulation of transcription by RNA polymerase II. Lineage: Eukaryota; Metazoa; Chordata; Actinopteri; Siluriformes; Clariidae. Bases 134 to 1867 code for a protein of 577 amino acids. The transcript is spliced from 6 exons. Gene Ontology annotation, molecular function: transcription cis-regulatory region binding. The record is from RefSeq and is a predicted model, not a curated record. Gene Ontology annotation, cellular component: nucleus.
CAGAAACACACACUCGCAGCCAGACAGCCAGCAAGACAGAAGGAGGGAAAGACAGAGACAAUCCAACAUAUGCUGGAUUGUGCAGAAGAUCUCGGAAAUUUAUAGUAAACACCCCGAGUUUCCGGCCGGAGAGAUGGAGCAGGACGAACAGAAGGAGAAACACAGCGAGAAAACCGAGAGCAUGACUGAGGAGAGCUUCCUCAAAGACCUCUACUACUUCAUGAAGCAGAGAGACACACCGAUAGAGAGAAUCCCCCACCUCGGGUUCAAGCAGAUUAACCUGUACAUGAUGUUUAAAGCAGUGAUGGAGUUAGGAGGAUAUCACCAGGUGACUGCACAACAGCUCUGGAAAAAAGUCUACAACCUUCUGGGAGGAAACCCUCGCAGUACCAGCGCAGCGACAUGCACACGCCGCCACUAUGAAAAGCUGCUCCUUCCGUAUGAGUAUCACUUGGCCGGAUACGGAGACGAGGUUCCCAUCACACUGCCUCGACAGCGCAAACGCUUCCACUCUGACGAGGAGUUCAACCAGAGCUCCAAGCGUGCAGACUUCACACACCUGCACCAGUUUAACCAGUACCUCCCACCUGGUCCAUUAUCUCUACCAAGCUACCUGGCCAUGUCCCUGCCCUCCAUUCCGCCCCUCAGCUCUCCGCUUCACCCUCGGCCCAUGAUGACCUUCAUCCCUCCUUCCCCCAUGGAGACAGGAAACGUUAAACAGUCACUAGAGUUCCUGCGCCACCUCGCUCAGGAGUACAAAUCAUCCUCGGGAUGGACGGAGCCUCUGAACCUCAGCAAGAAACAGGACAGACUGGAGACAUCUAGCAAUUUUCCGUCAUCCUUCACGUCCCCGGCUACUAAAAAGAAGGAACCCAAGUUUCUAAAUGAAGCUCCGUCAAUUCAACCACAAAGCAGUCAGCCAGCAAUCAGUGAAGCUGCACCUCCUGCACGAGCACUCAUCAAUCAGAGAAUCAGGGAUGAAUCGAAUGUAAUCAACCUUACAUCUUCUUGCUCCACCAGUCCCAACUUGUGGAAAGUGGCUCCAAGUUCUCCUCCUCUUUCUCUUCCUCUUCCUCCUCCACCUCCUCCUCUUUCUCUUCACAUCCCACCUUACCCCAGCACCGUUCAAGCCAAACACACACCGCAGCAAAGUCUACCAGUGUCCAAAUCAGGCUCCUCAACCAAGUCUCAGCUAAGCCCUGGAGCCUUGAGCACCACUUUACCAUUAGACCCAUAUGCAGGAAUGGAGAUUCAAAUCCCAUUGUCUUUGCUCCAGAAUUUGAUCAAGGAACGUCUUCUGCUGAACACCGCAUCUAAUCAACAUCAUCUACCAAGAUCCAAGCCCAGUGAAUCUCCCAACUCACUGCCAGAAAGAAUGACUUCUGAACCUAGCGCUGAUCAACCUGCAGAUCUGAGCAUAAAGAACCAAGUGAGAAGCAUCAGCAAGAGUGACUUCAGCAUGAGUGCUAGCAAGAGCGCUACUGAAAGACUGGCACCCGAAAGCAAACCGUACGCUGUCAAGCCCCUGCAAAUACCUGAUCUGACCAAGUUUCCUUUUUAUAAUCAUGUUUCUCACCUCAAACCCUUUCAAAGUGGUUUUCAGGAGCAACAAAUGUGCACCAAGGAAGUUCCUUCUGCUCCUGUGAGGAUCCCAGACCAACCAGGGGUCAAAUCCCCAGGGUACAGCAAAGACGCAGCUCAGGUCAGAGCCAUCAACUCUGCUAUGAUCACCGAGAAAACAGCGGGUAGUCCCCCAUUUGAUAAAGUGAAAUCAGCCUCAGCCCCCUUCGUCCAGAUCUCUUCAGAACAUCUGAAACUUCUGUUUUCAAGCUCACCAUUUAGACAUGAAAGUGGAAAAAUAUGCUAAGAACCUCUGUAAUAUUUAAUAAGGCAGUCAGUGCUUAGGUUAAAAUAAACUAUAACUAUGGCUAAGCUACACCAUCAGUCUGGAACACAGACCUGACUGAGAUUGUAGAUUCACUGUAAUUAAAUGAAAAGCACUUAACAUUUUUUUUUUUAGAUUUUUAUAGUGAUAUGUAAAACAUUUAGUUCUGAUCAAGUAAUCUGAUUGGAGAAGAGGGGUUGGGUUGAGGACUGGGGAUUUAAACCAUAACAGAACUGGGAUGUUUAACCAUAUGCAUCACUCUACCUUACAGGUGUUCUAACAAUCGUUAAAAGGUAUUUGACCGAACCUGUUAAUUAAUAAAGUACUGUAAGGUGUUUUAGACAGGCCCCUAACCCCCAGUGAAGGACAAUCCUAAUGCUUCAGCAUACCGAGACAUCUUGGACAAUUCUGUACUUCCAACUUCAUGGCAACAGUUUGUUAAAGGCCCUUUUCUGUUCCAACAUGACUCCGCCCCAGGGCACAAAGCAAGGACUAUAAAGACAUGGUUUGAUGAGUUCGGUGUGGAAGAGCUCGACCGGCCCGAACAGAGAUCCCUGACCUCAACCCCAUCGAGCACCUUCGGGAUGAACUGGAACGGAGAUCAUGAGCCAGGCCUUCUCGCCCAACAUCAGUGCCCGACCUCAUAAACGCUCUACAGAAUGAAUGGGCACGAAUUCCCUCAGAAACACUGAAAGAAAAGUGGAAGCUGUUAAAGCUACAAAAAUGGGAUCGAUUAUGUGUAUUUGGAUACGAUGUCACUGCGGGUAUAACUAUGAUUUUUUAAAAUGAAUCCCAGUUUAACAUAAAGCUAAAGAUCUAAAGAUAAAAUAAAAUUAACUACAGCUUUUUCGUGUGGAAAAUUUCACAAUGGGUUCAGGACUUGCCUUGCCUUCCAAAUUCCUUCAUUUGCACUGUUCGAGGUUAGGAAAAUGUUCACAGUAACAUAUAUUUGGAUUUUGUUUGGAUAAAAAAAAUAAAAGUCAUCGAAAAACAUUUAAAACAACCCAAUAACAACUUCAUGGAUAUUGCUGAUCAAAAAAAGUAGAUAAAAAAACUAGACCUAAGAUAUGUUGAUAGUUAUCCACUGUAAAAUGAAUAGUCUGGCACAUGGUGCUCCGUGCCAUGUGCCAGACGCGGAGAUCCUCCUGAUGGCAGGGAUGAGCAGAAGUAAGAGCUUCGAAAUGAGCCGAAGUCCAUUUCUGUAAAAUA